ACUUGACACAUAGUACCGCAUACAAUACAAACAAUUCAUAUUUUAAGUUGUCCCCAAUUUAAAUUAAAGGAACAAAAACAUUCACAUAAGUCUCUAAGUAUUUUUAAAGAAAUACUUUAAUUACUUUAAGUAACAAAUAAAUACGUUCAUAAUAUGUCUGGACCGCUACAAGACGUGGUAGAAGAAGACGCAGCGGAUUUACAAUUUCCAAAAGAAUUCGAAAAUGCAGAAACUUUAUUAAUAUCCGAAGUCGAUAUGUUACUAGAGCAUAGAAAAGCACAAAACGAAUCCGCGGAGGAGGAACAAGAAUUUUCUGAAGUUUUUAUGAAAACACUGACCUAUACAAACAUGUUUAAAAAGUUUAAAAACAAAGAGACCAUAACAGCAGUAAGAAACUUAUUACAAUCUAAAAAAUUACAUAAGUUUGAAGUAGCCAGUUUAGCAAAUUUAUGUCCCGAAACACCCGAAGAAGCUAAAGCUCUUAUCCCAUCACUUGAAGGGAGGUUUGAAGACGAGGAACUCAGAAUAUUGUUAGAUGACAUACAAACAAAACGAAGUAUCCAAUACUAAACAUGUUUAAAAAAUAUAUCUAUAAUUAAUACCCA
Messenger RNA from Danaus plexippus (monarch butterfly), 605 nucleotides. RefSeq names its product DNA-directed RNA polymerase II subunit Rpb4 (gene Polr2D). The record is from RefSeq and is a predicted model, not a curated record. The transcript has 3 exons. Gene Ontology annotation, molecular function: nucleotide binding; translation initiation factor binding. Gene Ontology annotation, cellular component: RNA polymerase II, core complex; P-body. The coding region runs from base 154 to 570 and encodes 138 amino acids. Gene Ontology annotation, biological process: transcription initiation at RNA polymerase II promoter; nuclear-transcribed mRNA catabolic process, deadenylation-dependent decay; mRNA export from nucleus in response to heat stress. NCBI's taxonomy places the organism in Eukaryota, Metazoa, Arthropoda, Insecta, Lepidoptera, Nymphalidae.